AUGUCCUCCAAAGCGCAACCAACUCUUUCCUCUGAGGAAAUUGCCCAUUUCAUGAAAUACGGAUAUGUGCGCGUUCCACAAUGUUUUUCCCGCGACAAGGCCGCCGUGUGGACCGCCGACCUUUGGACAAGACUCGGCUUCUCCCCGACAGACAAGACAACCUGGAGCACAGAAUGUACCCAUAUGCCCGAGUACAAAGAAGAACCAGUCAAGAUCUUUGCACCCAAAGCAUGGGCGGCAAUCUGUGAGCUACUCGGUGGCGAAGAGCGUAUCGAAGAGGAUUCAGCGACCUGGAACGACGCCUUUAUUGUGAAUCUUGGUACCCCCGAGAUGGAUGGGAAGUGGCCUCGUCCAUCUGAGCUACAGGGAUGGCAUGUGGAUGGUGACUUCUUUGUCCAUUUUCUCGAUUCACCCGAGCAGGGGCUUUUGGUAAUCCCCUUGUUUAGUGAUAUCCAACAACAUGGAGGUGGGACGAUGAUUUGUGCCGACUCGGUUAAGCUUGUGGCGCGCUUCCUGUACGACAACCCCCGCGGGGUAUCACCGUAUAUGGUUCCUCGUGGCUGGAAGCUCCGAAAACCAAAGGAGGAUUUUUACGACUCGAUCUUGAAACAGUGCAAUGACUUUCAUGAGAUGACAGGCAACGUAGGAGAUGUCAUUCUGCUCCAUCCCUUGAUGGUACACUCGCAGUCCGUCAAUAGCUUGAGAAUUCCACGAAUCAUCACCAACCCGCCGGUCUCGUUGAAUGAGCCGUUUAACUUCGACCGCAAGGAUCCGAGUCAGUAUAGCGUGGUAGAAAGAAAGACAUUACAAGACCUUGGGAAAUAUCGGUUGCGAGGCUGGAAGAUCAAGGGUGGUCGGGAUUCUGUGGUUCCUGAGCGCUUGAAGGAUGAAGAAAAGAUGAGGAACCAGGAGCUGGAAAGACUGAACGCCUGA
This is a messenger RNA of Penicillium verhagenii, 933 nucleotides long. RefSeq lists its product as uncharacterized. The coding region runs from base 1 to 933 and encodes 310 amino acids. NCBI's taxonomy places the organism in Eukaryota, Fungi, Ascomycota, Eurotiomycetes, Eurotiales, Aspergillaceae. The record is from RefSeq and is a predicted model, not a curated record. The transcript has 2 exons.